This is a messenger RNA of Camellia sinensis, 1963 nucleotides long. The record is from RefSeq and is a predicted model, not a curated record. Lineage: Eukaryota; Viridiplantae; Streptophyta; Magnoliopsida; Ericales; Theaceae.
CGAUACUCCGCGAUCGAUACCGUUACGUUACCCGAUACCGCGAUUUAGAACUAUGGUUAUAGUGGCCUUGGAGAGAUUGACUCAUAGCACUAGUAGUACUACUUCAACAAGGUUGUUGGAUACUAUAUUAUCAAGCAAUUUCAGUGGUUUAAGUGGUGAAAUUCAUUUUGAAGAUGAGAGGCUAUCAUACAAACCUAUAUAUCGGGUAAUCAAUGUCUUCAAUCUGACAUACAACAAGCUGGAAUAUUGGUCUCCUGAGUUCGGGUUCUUGAAAAGUCUUGAUGCUGCAAAAAGCGGAAAGAAUGGCUCAAAUGGAAAAGAUGAUUGGAGGAAAAGCUUAGGAAACCUAAAGCGGGUUCCAAAAGGAUGGGCAAUGCCUAGUUUGGAAGAUCCACUGAUAAUCGGAGUACCUGGUAGAGCUGCUUUUGACGCCUUUGUAAAGAUAAUGCCAUCAACCAAGAAUACGAAUGAGACCUAUGAUGGUUUUUGCAUUAGUGUUUUUAAGGAGGUGCUCAAGAUUUUGGACUAUGAUCUACCUUACAAAUUUGUGGAGUUCAAUGGCACCUAUGGAGAUUUGGUUGAAAAUGUCGCUAACAAGACUUUUGGUGGAGCUGUUGGUGAUAUAACUAUACUAGCUGAACGUUGGAGGGGCGUGGAAUUCACACAACCAAUUACCGAGUCAGGCUUGUCGAUGGUAGUUCCUGUAAAGCCUGCUUCCAAAGCAUGGAUAUUUCUUGAGCCUUUCACUCUGGAAAUGUGGUUAGCCACAGGGGCCAUUUUGAUCUACACAAUGUUCAUUGUUUGGUUCUUGGAACAUCGAUCCAAUCCAGAAUUCAGUGGUCCAUGGAAGGAUCAACUAGGAAAUGUUCUUUGGUUCACCUUCUCUUCACUUUUCCUUGUUCACAGGGAAAAGAUCCAAAGUAACUACACUCGAGUUGUGGUUGUCGUGUGGCUUUUUGUGGUGCUGAUCUUAACACAGAGUUUCACUGCCAGUCUCACUUCAAUGCUUACAAUCUCCCGACUACAACCAAACGUUAACCCCAUGAGCAAAGUUGGUUGUGAUGCAAAUGCAUUUAUGAGUACAUAUGUGCAGGAUGUGCUUAAAUAUAAAUCAGAGAAUGUUAAGCUCAUUAGGGACCAAGACGAAUAUCUCAAGGCGUUCAAAAAUGGAAGUAUCUCGGCAGCCUUUCUCGAGAUCCCUUAUGCCAAAGUUUUCACCAACAAUUAUUGCAUGAAAUACACCGUCAUUAAUCUCAAAGUGUUUCAAGAAGGUUCUCCAAUGGCUGAUGAUGUCUCUAAAGCCAUUCUACAAUUGUCGGAAAAUGGUUCCCUCAAAAGGUUGGAAGAGGAGUGGUUAACUCCAUCAUCAGAGUGCUUAGACUCCCAGAAUACCAAGAACGUUGAUAGCUUGGGCUUAGAAAGCUUCUGGGGCCUAUUCCUCUUCUCCAUUGUCACGUCCUGCAUUUGUUUUUUAAUAUUCGUUGCUCAUCUACUAAGGAAUUAUAGACACCAUCAAUCAAGAAUAGGUGACAUCCAUGGAAGUGAUGAGAGUGUUUGGAAUAAGACACGUAAACUUGCACGAUACUUGAGUAAUGCAGAGAUUAAAAGUCAAACGAAAGAUCCAACGACUGGUCAAGAAUGCAUUAAACCAACUAAUCCAGAAGAUCAAUUCCACUGCCCACUAGCGGGGGACCCAAUUAAAGUCAAGGCAAAGUUCAACAGAGAACAGUCAAUACCAAACCUCACCACCGACGCUUACCACCAUCGCCACUAUGACUACUACAAAUCAGCACUGCCACUGAAUCACAGCAACGUCCUCAGGUUCUACACGGACAAUGCCCCAGGGGUGAAGAUCAGCCCCAAUGUCGUCCUCGUCGUGAGCCUUUGCUUCUUCGGCUUCGUCAUUACUCUCCACGUGUUUGGCAAGCUCUACCGCUACCGAUCUGGUGCCCCUAGAGCUUGA